This is a messenger RNA of Oreochromis niloticus (Nile tilapia), 1152 nucleotides long. RefSeq names its product L-rhamnose-binding lectin CSL2-like. The record is from RefSeq and is a predicted model, not a curated record. Bases 16 to 795 code for a protein of 259 amino acids. Gene Ontology annotation, molecular function: carbohydrate binding. NCBI's taxonomy places the organism in Eukaryota, Metazoa, Chordata, Actinopteri, Cichliformes, Cichlidae. The transcript is spliced from 8 exons.
UCCAGAUCUCCUAACAUGAUGCUCUGCUCCGGACUCAGCAGCACACUGUGCUUUUUGGCCCCAGGUGGUCCUAUGGGCCCAGGUGGUCCUAUGGGCCCAGGUGGUCCUAUGGGCCUAGGUGGCCCUAUGGCCCCAGGUGGACCUAUGGGCCAAGGUGGACCUAUGGGCCCAUUCCCGCCGACCUUCAUGUCCACAGCGAGGGUGAUCACCUGUGACAGCCUUGACAAUGUGCAACGCCUGAGCUGUGAUAAUGGAGUGAUCAUCGUGCAGGCAGCUAUGUACGGGCGGACAGAUGCAGAAAUCUGCAGUGAUGGCAUUCCUGCAGAUCAGCUUGCGAAUACACAGUGUUUCCAGAUAGACACUCUGAAAGACGUCAAGAGCAGAUGUGAUGGCAAGAAGGUGUGUGAAAUAAGUACAAACUCCUUCCGUACUUCUGAUCCGUGCUCCGGCAUUUACAAAUACUUGGACACCACCUACACCUGCUUCCCAGCGAUCCACAGUGUAACUUGUGACGAUUCUCUGGCAAACCUUCAGUGCGGUGAAGGCCAGGUUUUACUCAUCCACGGAGCUGAUUACGGGCGCCGUGAUUCGACCACAUGCUCUUUGAAUCUUCCAGCCUCUCAGCUCCAAAAUGUCCAAUGCUCAAAGCCCAUAAGCAUUUUAGCUGACAGCUGUAACGGGAAAAGCAACUGUACUGUUAAAGUGAGCAGCUCUGUGUUUGGAGACCCGUGUUUUGGCACCUACAAGUACCUGGAGAUGGCUUACAGCUGUCACUUUGGUUUUCCAGAUCACUGAAUGGAGGAAAUCGCUGACAUCCAAAUAGCAUCAACGUCUAUGUUCUUUGAAGAAAAUGUGCAAUGAAUCAAUUAUGAAUCAAAAAGAAAAAGAUAAUUCAACAUCCUGUGCAACGUCUGGUCAAAAAUACGAAGAUACUGAUUUUACAUGCACAUCAGAUUCUUUCCAGACCUGUUAAGUUGUGGUCUGCGGUGUCCACAUACACUUGGCCUUUAAGACGUUUCAGAUAAUGAAUGAUUUUAAAUGUAAAACUGAUUUAACACUGAUUGUCUUAAAUGAUUUCUUCUUUUUUCCCCUUGUAUUCUUACGCCUGCUUGACUCUUAAAUUUGCCUUCAAUAAUAAAAUAAUGAAACGUA